Molecule: messenger RNA, 588 nt
Organism: Cajanus cajan (pigeon pea)
Lineage: Eukaryota; Viridiplantae; Streptophyta; Magnoliopsida; Fabales; Fabaceae
Product: glutathione S-transferase 3-like
Biological process (GO): glutathione metabolic process
Cellular component (GO): cytoplasm
Molecular function (GO): glutathione transferase activity
Source: RefSeq, a predicted model, not a curated record
AUGGAAGACGAGGUGGUUCUGUUGGAUACAUGGGCCAGCAUGUUUGGGAUGAGGAUUAGGAUUACAUUAGCUGAAAAGGGAGUUCAGUAUGAAUACAGGGAAGAGAAUCUGGGGAAAUGGAGUCCAUUGCUUUUGCAGAUGAACCCCAUUCACAAGAAAAUUCCAGUUCUCAUCCAUAAUGGCAAACCCAUCUGUGAAUCUGCAAUUAUAGUGCAGUACAUUGAUGAAGUCUGGAAUGAUAAGGCUCCAAUCGUGCCCUCUGACCCUUAUGAGAGAGCUCAUGCCAGAUUCUGGGUAGAUUACAUUGACAAAAAGGUGUAUGAUACUUGGAGGAAAAUGUGGCUUUCUAAAGGAGAGGAGCAUGAGGAAGGGAAGAAGGAAUUAAUCUCUAUCUUUAAGCAGCUAGAAGAGACACUUGGUGGCAGACGUUUUUAUGAUGGGUACCACACAUACAUACUUGUCUCCACAUUGAUGAGAUAUUGUCCGCUUUGGGUCCAAGUCCUCACGGAUUUGCUUUUAGACAUCACCCAAAAGAUCUCUCAACCAAUGGAGACAAUUGUGUGUAUAUAAAUCCAUGUUCAUCCUCUU